This is a messenger RNA of Effrenium voratum, 918 nucleotides long. NCBI's taxonomy places the organism in Eukaryota, Dinophyceae, Suessiales, Symbiodiniaceae. The record is from the annotation of a GenBank genome assembly.
AUGUCCCGCUACCAUGAGCGCGCCCAGAACGUUGCCCGGUUGCUGGAAGUCGCCUAUCGCGGGGCAAUGAUGUCCCACAGGGGCCAGGAACACGGAACGCACUGGACCUUCGCGCUCACCUGCUCCGGCUGCGACGCUGAUUUCAGUGAAAAAUACGACGAACUGAAUAUCCGGAAUGUGACCGUUUUCCUCAUGUUCUCAAAAGAGAACCCGGUAAGUGUACGCAACAGUCUCGAACUGGCCCGCAACAAUGCACGAGCUGUUCGCACCGGCAUCACGGCUGAACUCUGGGAAGCUAUCAACACCACGUGGAUAGAAUUCAUCGAGGUCAAUCCGCAGACGAUCACGCAGGAACGGUUGCCGGACUUCCUUGCCUGGGUCAAUCAGCGUGCGCACUUGUUCCGUGGUGCUCUCCUGAACACAAUUUUGCGCGAUGAUGGUUAUUUUUUCUCGCAGAUGGGCAAUUUCGUCGAACGGACCGACAACACCGCCCGGAUCCUGAACACCCAGUAUUGGGCGCUUCUGCCUGACAGCGACAUUGUUGAUGACGGCUCCAUGGAACGAUACCAAUGGUCAGCCAUCCUCAGGGCUCUUUCCGGCCGCAGAAGCUACCGGUUCGCCUAUCCAAAUGCCAGGCUCAAGGCGUUUAACAUUGCCGAGUUCCUGAUCUUGAGAAAGGAAAUGCCGCGGUCCUUGGCCCAUUGCUACAACUGGAUAGCCGAUACAGCCGAAGAACUUGCGCAGUUCUAUAGUUCCCGGGAGCCGAGCCUGGAUCUCGCCAAGGAAAUCGCCAGCGGUUUAUCCGAGAAACAGAUGCGCGAAAUCUACCAUGAUGGCCUGCACGAUUUUCUGACCGACUUCAUCGGCAAGAACAACCAAUUCGCGCUGCAGCUUUCGAAAGACUACAAUUUUGCCUGA